Daucus carota subsp. sativus is the source of this 546-nucleotide messenger RNA. Lineage: Eukaryota; Viridiplantae; Streptophyta; Magnoliopsida; Apiales; Apiaceae. The record is from the annotation of a RefSeq genome assembly.
AUGAAAAAUGUAACCGAUUCUUUCGUUUCUUUGGGCCACUGGCCGUCCGCCGGGAGUUUCGGGUUUAAUACCGAUAUUUUAGCAACAAAUCUAAUAAAUCUAAGUGUAGUGCUUGGGGUAUUGGUUUUUUUUGGAAAGGGAGUGUUAAGUGAUUUAUUAGAUAAUCGAAAACAGAGGAUCUUGAAUACUAUUCGAAAUUCAGAAGAACUGCGUGGGGGAGCCAUUGAACAGCUGGAAAAGGCCCGUACUCGCUUACGAAAAGUGGAAAUGGAGGCAGAUCAGUUUCGAGUCAAUGGAUACUCUGAGAUAGAGCGAGAAAGAUUGAAUUUUAUUAAUUCCACUUCUAAGACUUUGAAACAACUAGAAAAUUACAAAAACGAAACUAUUAAUUUUGAACAACAAAGAGCGAUUAAUCAAGUCCGACAACUGGUUUUCCAACAAGCCUUACAAGGGGCUCUAGGAACUCUGAGUAGUUGUUUGAACAACGAGUUACAUUUACGUACGAUACGUGCCAAUAUUGGCAUGUUGGGGGCAAUAACCGAUUAG